GCUCCUUGCUGGACGCCUCUCCCUGGCAGAUGCCUUCAAGGGAUUUUCCUCUUGUCCCAUUUCCAACUCCUUUGAAUUUUACCCAAAGAGAAGGCUGUUCUGUUAUUGAUUGCAGGAUGUUUUGGUUAAAUGGUGAUUUUUAUGUGGCUUAGCUCAUAGUGCUUCGAACUGAGCAGAGGUUUGAGAUCUCUGCAGGUCCCUGGGGCAGAAAAUGUGUUGCUUCUCCUCUCCCUGUCUCUCCUGUCCCUGUCAGUCCUGGGGAAAACUGCUGCCUGUACAUCGUUUGGGUGUCAGAAUCCCCUCCAUCUCAGUGAAAGCAGUGCUAAACUUCUGACCACAGCGAUUCAGCUCUUCUGCUUCUCUGCCCUUGUGUAAAUGAGCCAUAGGUGUGACCUGGGAGCCAAACAGAGCAAGAUGUUUUGAGUGUGGUUUUCAACCUGGGCACACUGGUCCCUACUCAGGGAUGGUUGUCCAAAUGCUGGUGAAAACAGGGAAGAAAAUGUCAGGGAAGUCUUCCCUGUUUUUCAGGCGGUGAUGCAUGACACCACAUACAUAGAUAGGUGCUGAUGGGCCAUAUCUUUAGCCCAUAUACACAGGGAACAUGGAUGUAUCCUGGGAGCUCUGUGAGACUCACAUAUUUGGCUCCUUCGUUGAUGCUGGAGGCAAUGCUGGUGAUGCUGCAGCAUGGCUGGGCUGAGCCUGCUGCUUCUGUAGUUUAUUCAGAGACGCCAGGAGACGACCUCCUUUCUCCAGACUGUGUGUGGUGAAUAAGAAGAGGUCAGGCUCCGGCAGAGCGAGGUCCUGCGAGGACGCGGGGCUCCCCUUCCCUCCCCGCCUGGCACGCAGGCACAGGCUGCAGCCCCAUCCCUGCCUGGCCGGGGUCCAAACAGGGUGAGCGUGCUGGUCAGCCCCAGCUCCUUUCAAAAAGCUCGCUCGGCUCUUAGCAGUAAAUAUAAUGAUCGUCCUGCUUGAGAGCUGAGUAGCCAGGAUCUCAGUGUUUAGUGAGAGAAAUGCUAAAGCCAAUGAGGUUAAUAACAAAAAAACUGAGGGCUUUCUGCUGUGGAUAUAACAAAACUGUGCUCAGCAGGUUUUGCUGGGUAUUGAUAUCUUGCUCAUCAGCUUGAUACCAUCCUUGUAGAGAUACUGAGCUGGGUGUUAAAAGCUCUGGGUCUAUGUUUGGCUCGUCCAGGGGCCCAUCUGUGUGAUGCUGGACACAGCAGGGACUCAGAACCUGCCUCCGUGCCACCAGGAAACACUCCUACGUGUUUAAAAAAUUACUUCCACCUGGUCUGUCACCUUUGGUGUCCAAACUUCAUUUGUCUCAUCUCUUGGUCUGCCCUGAUUCUUCCCUUCACCUCAUCUAAUUUUCCAGCCUUACUUUUUUGUCCUGUCUUUUUUCACUAAGACUCUCUCUGGCAGCAAUCUCAGCAGAACGGAGGUGUCUUAAACUGGGGUUAAGCAUGAAAAUCCCUCUAAAGGGCCAAGGCCUUACUUAGUGAGACUGAGGACUAGGUGGACCACCUCUGCCCAGGUGUGCAGUGAUGCAGGUUCACAUCGCUGGCAACAGGGUAUUAAAUCAGCCUGCAGGUCAGUGCAGUUGGGGAAGGACAGAGUGUUGCAAGAUGUUGCUUGCUGCUGCCAUGGCAAAGCAAUGCCUCCAAAGCUGCUCAAAGGGUUAAAGUGCUUUGGGCAGCACUAAUUAACCUCUGCAGCAGAUUCCCACACACUGAGAUCAACCCCAGUAAAUAGAGAAAGCGUUUGUGCCUGGAAUAAAGGGAAGGAGAGGGGGGAGAAACAUCGACCUGGACAAUGAAACAGGAGUUGGCAGCAACAAUAGCUGGACUUGGCUGAGGCUACACACUAGACCCUAAUUAAUCGUGAUGUCUAUACAUUAUGAAGUGGGGGAAGCAGGCCAGGACUGGCUACUGUGGCUUCCCUGCCUGCAGCCAGGUUUAGGGGUACAUUCUGGUUUUGGCUCUGGACAGCCAUAGGGCUUCUGAGGUCAAUGUUGCAGGAGGACCCCUCCUUCUAAAGGGCUCCUGCUUCGGUCUGGCAGGAGUGUCCCCACGGGGACCUGUUGCCCUUAGGGAGGGGUGGCUGGAUGGUUCUGUCACAGCUGUGAAAGCUGUUCAGAUUCUGGAGAACUAAACUGGUGGUUUUCUUGUGUUUUCAUAGCCUUUGCUCUUAGGCAGCACCGUAGGCUUGAAGGUGUUUAUUGGAAGUCUAUUGGGAUCAUUUCAGAGCUGGGGAAACUGAGUCACAGAGUGAUACCUACCACUCAGGGUCAAGGGGAAACUCCUGUGGGCCUGCUCCCAGCCCUGGCAAAUUGAUUAUGUGGUCUUCAAAGCACAGGGCUCUGCACCGCCAGGAUUCACCCCCCAUGGUUGGCAGAGGCUGGUGCAGUGCCUGCAGUGCUUAGGAGUGCUUUGGGGUGGUGCCCUGGAACCUGAUGGUGCCUGUGUUAGCAGUGCUAUUACAGACAUCAGCUUUGCAUCAGGAAUGAAAAGCCAGGGCUCCUGGGACAGCAACUGCAUUCUUCAAUUGGUAGGAGAGCUCCUCUGCACCUUCUAACCUUCAUGGGUCUCCAGGUGCAAGGGACACUGUCAGCCAGCACCCUGGUCCCUUCUCCUGUGUCCUGUACUGCCAGCCCUGGGGCUGCUGGCUUGGAAAAAACACCCAAAUAACUUCCCAAAUUUGCUACGCUGACGAGCUCCUCUUGAGGAAGACAGAGGCUUCAGUCAGCUCAGCCCAUUCCUGCCUGGGAACGCAGCGCACCCUUGGAUGUUGACUUUGCACUCCUGGAGCUCGAGGAGAGAAUGGUAGGGCCAGUGAACUAUAAAAUAUGUAAGUUGCGUAGCAUUAAAAAUGCAACAGAAACUUUGAAUUUAUGGCUGCAUUUGCUGUUUUCUGUGGGGAGGGCUUAGUGCUUUGAGCCUGCACAAGCAACGGAGCUUGAGUGUUUAUUUUGUGAAACCAGAGCAUGGCAUUCAGCCUGGUUGGGUGGAGGGCAUGCAGGAGUGAGCACAUGCUCCAGAAUGGCGUGUUUGUGUAGUGUAAAUCUGUACACCACACAGAGAGAGGGAGCUCCAGAGGAAGAGGAGCAUGGCUGGGAAUGUCUUGUGGCUAACGUGUGCAUCCCAGGCGUGGGUGGCUGCAGACACCACUUUCUCCCACGGACACCAGUGUUUGGUCCUUUCGCUGCCAUGUGGUGCUUUGGAAGGAUGGUGCUGUGCAAGCUGGAUGAGUGUCUUGCAGCAGGUUGUUGCCAGGCAUGAGUUUGGCAUCAUGUGUUUGUUGAAAGGAAAAGGUACUCUGAAGUCCGCUAGUGAUUCUGUGGUUUUCCCCCAAGGCCAGGGACUGGACUCAGCCAGUCCUCCCUCCUGCUUUGGAAGAAAAUGGCUUUUCAGAAAUCAGAGUUUUCCACUACAGCUUCAAAAAGCAAACUCUUAUGCUUUAGCUUCACCUUUUCAAUUUUCAGUGCUUAAAGCUCUGUGCAGCAUUGCAUUGGCCACCUUGACCGCAGGGUGAGCAAUAGCAGGAGGGAGGAGCAGGCAGUGGAGGCAACCACUCUAGGCUGGUGCCUUGUUCCUUGCCCAUGGGCAGCCCACGUGUGGACACCAUGGUCCUUCUCCAGGCCUCCUCUGGCAUGCAAGAAGGACAGGGAUGUAAGUGAGGCCAGGAGCUGGCUGGGUUUCUCCCAAGAGCUGCUGAACCUGCAGGAGUAUCCCCGUCGGUGUGGGCCAAGCAGCAAGAGGGAAUGACCAACCAACACUGGGAGCAUGCAGUGAGGGGGGGUGGGUUUGCUCUUCACUGAACAUCCCCCAGUCCCACACUGUCCCAGGCCACGCAUGGCUUCCAGGACCCUCCCAGGCUGUGGGGAGGAUGGGAACUACAUGAGCAGAACGACCCAGGUAGAUGCAGGUCAACGUUAAAUGCAGCCGACAUGAAACGCUGUUUUGAUUCAGGGUUGUCAGAAAGGCUUGUUUCCGCCAGAGUACGAGAAUAGACCAGUUCCUGAUGGUGUCUGGUUUUGUUCUGCAAGCAGUUCUGAGACUUUUAUUUGCUCUUCGCGUAGGAUGAGUAUAAAUGUCCAAAUCUGAGUCUGAGCGACUGCUCUUGGGAUGGAAGCAAAGUUCUCCAUCAGUUUGGAUUAGGGUACGCUUGGGCAGCCGUAUGGGAGAGCUACCUCAGAGAAGCCCAGCAGAAGGUGCCGUCUGUUUUCUUGGUGAGCACAGCUCUGCCAGCGUUGAUUCCCAUUUUCAUCUGUCUGGCCUCCAGUGGAGUUUACCCAAGCGAGGCAGAAUGGAGGAUAAUCUGAGAAUGAGCUGCAGGCCUUGACCUCUGCUUGGUAGGGUAGGUAAAACAAAGAAGCUACUGAAACAUUGGAUUUGGUGACAGCCAGGGCAGCACCCAGUGUUAAAGCGGCAAGGUGUCAUUGGGAAAAUCUUACUUUCCUUCCAGGGCUUCCCGUGCUUUGUCUCCUCUCCUACACCCUUCUCUUGGUGGUGCAGUGCCUGCUAGCUGGGAUCACCCAGGAGAGGUGGCCAGUGUCCGAGCAGAGCGAAACUUUCUAUCCUGCUAGAAAAGGGUGAUGCAAGUGUGGCAUGUACCUGCCGAUCUCUCUCUCCCCAGGCACUCAAUGGCUUUGUGCUGGUGGUGACAUCGGAAGGACUGAUAUUUUACUCCUCGCAUACUAUUCAGGACUAUCUGGGAUUUCAUCAGAUGUCAUGCACCAGAGCGUCUUUGAGCUGAUCCACACUGAGGACCAGCAGGAAUUCAGACGCAACCUCCACUGGGCCCUCAACCCACCCCACGCUCCCGAGGGUGAGCCUUCUGCAGAAGCAGGGAAGAGUCUCAGCUCUUCUGCUGUCGCAUACAAACCGGAUCAGCUGCCCCCAGAAAACUCCUCCUUUCUGGAAAGGAGCUUUGUGUGCCGAUUUCGCUGCCUCCUGGAUAAUUCCUCUGGCUUCCUGGCUUUAAACCUUCAAGGCAGGCUGAAAUUCCUUCAUGGGCAGAACAAAAAGUCUGAAGAUGGAUCUGUGCUGCCACCCCAGCUUGCUCUCUUCGCUAUCUCCACCCCCUUGCAGCCACCGUCCAUCCUGCAGAUCCGAACCAAGAACAUGAUCUUCAGGACAAAGCACAAGCUGGACUUCACCCCCUUGGCCUGUGAUGCCAAGGGGAAGAUAGUUUUGGGAUACACUGAGGCGGAGCUGCGGAUGUGUGGCACCGGCUACCAGUUUGUCCACGCUGCCGACAUGCUGUACUGUGCUGAGAACCAUGUCAGGAUGAUGAAGACGGGCGAGAGCGGUCUGACGGUCUUCCGCCUGCUGACGAAGGAGAAGCGCUGGAAGUGGGUGCAGGCCAACGCACGGCUCGUCUACAAGAAUGGCAAGCCUGAGUACAUCAUUGUCACGCAGAGACCUCUCGUAGACGAAGAAGGAGGCGAGCACCUUCGAAAGCGGUCCAUGCAUCUUCCCUUUACCUUUGCUACAGGAGAAGCACUCUUAUACCAAAGUGCUUACCCUCUCCCAGGCUUCCCUGACCCUUUUCAGAGCAAAGGGAAAACCAGCAAGCCCAAGAAGACCUCCCACAGCCACAGAGGUCGCUCCCAGAAGGACGGUGUUGACCCCAGUUCUCUGCUGGGCGCCGUGAUGCGACAGGACAAGGCGGUGUACGUCUCCCACCCAGCUCCCACACCUAACUGCUCCUGCAGCAGCAGUUGCGUGGACCACCUCGGGGACAUCUCCCUGCUGGAUGCAAGAGGAGAUGGCUGGAGUGUGGGCACUGCUCCAGCUUCUUUGAGCAGGGACAGCCUCAAAGAGGAGCUGGUAGAUUCUCAGCAGGAGGACCCUCUCUUGGCCACCCUAGACUCACUCUCAAUUAAGAGCGAUGAGAGCUGUUCCAACAAUGAGCUGUUCAGUGCACUGGAGGGCCUGGGGUUGAAUGCUGAAGACCUGGAGCUCCUGCUGCUGGAUGAGAAAAUGGUGAUGGUCAAUAUGGACCCUGACCACACCCCAUCCCAGAACAACUGCCUCACCAGCAAUGAGAUUCUCUCCUACAUCCACACCACGCUGGCAAACAAGCACGAGGGAGGACAACAGGUCUGUCCCCUCCCAGGCACAUCCCUGAGCCCAUGUGGAGGCACCACUGCGUACCAGGCCCACGUGGAGGACGAGGACUCGCAGUAUGUGCCCCAGCAUGUGGUGCAGCCCAGUAUCACCCCUGGCCAGCCCCCUGCUCAGCUGUGGGAACAGCCCCUCCAUACCAUGCCAGGGCAGCCACCCCCGCUGCUGCAGGAGCCAGCUGAGGAAGAGGGAGAGAUGGCUGAAGGCUUAGAGUGGAGGCCAGCUGGGGAGGAUGGUCUGCUCCUCUUCCUCCAGUUGGCACAGGGCAACCCGUGGGACAAGGCACCCGGCUCACCCCCGGGAACCUCCUGCCCACAGGAUCCCCCCAGGGCUCGGCAGCUGGAGGGGGGCUUCCCGGCCAUGCAUCCCACCCAAGAGGAUGCUCGCCAGUCCUUCUCCCUGCACAGCCAGUGCCAGGGAGGACCACCCAGCCAGCCAAAACAACAUCACGUGCCAAUGAACGGAUUGUGCGGCCGCAGCCCUGACCCCACUCUGCACCCACUCCCCAGCAGCAGCCCCAGCCUGUGGCAGGACUGUGUUCCCCUGCUCCUGGGGUCCCCAGCUCAGCCUGGUUUUUAUGGCAUCAGCCAAGACUUCAUCUCCCAGCACCAGGGAUGCUGGAGUCCCGGACCUGGCAUGCCAGCAGUACAUUUUAAUCGGAAUGGAUUAUGCAGCAUGGAAACUGCAGGCAGCAGGGGGUCCCAGGCAGAGAUGGCUCCCUGCUCUGGGUGCUUUUCGCCCUCCUUAUGCCAGCUUAUUCCCGAGAAGCAGCCGAGCGCCUCCGUGCCCCAGCACCCUUUUCCGAGCUCGUCUGCAGAGUGUUUCAGGAGCAUCAGCAGCCUGCUGGAGACUCCCGUGAACUCCUAUGGGACAUACGCCUCUGCACUGAGCCGGGAGAGCAGGCACAGGCAUGAGAGCAACUGUGGUUUGCCCAACGCUCCCCUGGGACUCCCAGGUGCCCGCCCGGUGCUGGAGGGGAGCCUGGUCCCCCCCUGCCAACCGCAUCCCCGGGCAGAAGUGCUACCAGAGCAUCCUCACACCUCCAGCAGUGACUUCGGUCUCUAGGAGAGACUGGACUGGACAGAGCAGGAUGAUUCUCUGGGGAAGGAGCUGCCUUCAAGUUGCAGAUAACAUACCUUUCCCUUGCCACAUACAUCUUGCCAUUGCUCUUGGUGUCAGUUGCUUUGGCUCAGUGGGAUUUUUGUGUUUGUUUGUUUGGGUUUUUUUAAUGUUAUUUUUUUAUCAAUUUACCACCGCCCUGCUCCCUGUGCCAGUCCUGUGGAGGUGUCCCUGGCCUGGGGAUGGCAGGUUUCCCCAGAGCAUGGGAGAGAGCUGGGCUGUGGUGUGGGUCAGCUGGCACAUGCAACCUCAUCUUUAUCUCAUGGCAUCCAAGGCUUUAGUCAGCUGGAGGAUCUCGGAGCACGUUUAUCACUUGCUGUCUCAUCCUACCCCCUGACCUCCUUGCUCUUGUUUCUCCAGCGGGUUGAGUGUCUGCCCAUCCUGCCUCCGUAUCUUAUAGAGAGUCAGCUGUGAAAAGUGUGGGCCUUUUAUGGUUGCUGCUGUCUUUUAAAUGGCAUUUGGAGACUAACUGUUGCUCUGGAAAGAAAAGGAUUGCUCUGCAUGGGCAGCCAGGCUACUGUGUUGAAGGUGUGAUAUUCAUGUGGUGAAUCCCACACUUUGCCAAGAAGCCAGGGAGAGAGCUCUCCAUUGCACUUGUCUUUGCAGUUCUGCAGUUAACUGAGUGCAAUUUUUGAUGUUUUUUUCCAGGCUGUUGGAAAGCCAGGCUGCUUCACUCUGCUCCCACAGUUUGGUAGUCCCCACAGUGUCUGUGGAAGGCAGCCCUUGUCCCAAAGGAUGGGUGGGUUUCUGAUGGCUUACGUCCUCCACCUUCACCAAAGCUUUGCAUUUACAUACAUGAUCCAACACAGACGCAAGACUUGCGUGUCCAGAAAAAAAAAAAAAAGGAAAGUUUUUCACUGCUGGUAUUAAGUUUCCUACCAUCCCAGCCAGGCACCUGUGCCUGUGGCCACACUGUACAGAUAUUGCCUGUUUUAUAAAGAAAGUGAACCCUGACUUGUGAUCUUCUGUUGCACUGGUCCUUCCCUACCGCCAAAUUUCCCUGUGUCCCAGCUGUUUGUAUUUGUAAGGAUCCAGAUGAGCAAAAUCCAGACCCCCGGGUUUUGCUGUAUGGUAUGUGAUGUGCCCAGGUUGGCUGAUAAGCAGUUUUUCUCCUGAGUGAUGGGGACAGAAGUAUCUGAACAGGCAGCAGGGCUCAUUCUCAAGCAGCAGGAGCAGGCUGGCUUAUAAGCCAUAGCUUGCAUCUGUGCCUGUGCAUAAAAAGAUUGCUGAUAAGUAAUGGAGCUGCCUAACCUGAGGAGAAGAUUUCAGAUUUGCUCUAUUAAAAAAAAAAAAAAAAAGUUUUUAUUAAGAUAAAGAAAAUAAAGAAAAUAAUUUAAAUGAUACUUAAUUUUAAAUACUGAUAGAGUGAUAUUUUCCCACAGAAAAUAAAUACAGCCUGUAUGUAUGUAUAUAAUACAAGUUGACAGAUGUAUUUUUAUGCCAUUCCAGUGAAGGUAAAAACCUCUUACCUUCCCAAAGUAGCAUCCUAUGGAAUGGGACAAAAAGGCUGCUCAAAAGAUGAGAAAUACAGCAACCCUUUAAGAAACCUGACAAAGCAUCAUCCCUCCUUCUGCAUGUCCAACUUUGGUUUCAUGUGAACUUUCUAUCCUUUUCGUUUCAAUAAAUGUUUUUGGACCUUUUGGACCUCA
Messenger RNA from Columba livia (rock pigeon), 8893 nucleotides. Its product is annotated as aryl hydrocarbon receptor. Gene Ontology annotation, molecular function: protein dimerization activity; transcription cis-regulatory region binding; nuclear receptor activity. The coding region runs from base 4605 to 7190 and encodes 861 amino acids. Lineage: Eukaryota; Metazoa; Chordata; Aves; Columbiformes; Columbidae. Gene Ontology annotation, biological process: xenobiotic metabolic process; response to xenobiotic stimulus; regulation of transcription by RNA polymerase II. The record is from RefSeq and is a predicted model, not a curated record. Gene Ontology annotation, cellular component: nucleus; aryl hydrocarbon receptor complex. The transcript has 8 exons.